CGCUGCGUAAUGGGCUACGUGAUUACGUCACGCAGUAGGUUAGCUAUGAUGGCAACGGCAGGUUGCCAUCAAUUCAAUGCAGAAUUAUAGACUAUUAAAAAAGUUAGAGAGAUAACCGCGGCAUAAUAACAAAGGUGAAUUUAAAAGUUUGAGAUAGUACACGCUUGAAACACACACAAGCGCGCAGUUUGGGAAGGUGGCACUAUGCCCGCAGCUACUGUGGAUCACAGCCAAAGAAUAUGUGAGGUUUGGGCCAACAAUCUGGAGGAGGAGCUGAAGAGAAUUAGACAUGUCAUACGAAAAUUCAACUAUAUCGCCAUGGACACAGAGUUUCCAGGUGUAGUAGCAAGACCUAUCGGAGAAUUCCGAAGCAAUGCUGAUUAUCAGUACCAGUUAAUGCGCUGCAAUGUGGAUUUGCUGAAGAUAAUCCAGCUGGGUCUCACCUUUAUGAAUGAGCAAGGGGAAUAUCCUCCUGGAACAUCAACAUGGCAGUUUAAUUUUAAGUUUAACCUAACAGAGGAUAUGUAUGCACAGGACUCGAUUGAGCUCCUGACAACUGCAGGGAUUCAAUUCAAGAAGCUUGAGGAUGAAGGCAUCGAGGCAUUGUACUUUGCAGAGCUGUUGAUGACAUCAGGAGUGGUACUGUGUGAUGGGAUCAAGUGGCUGUCAUUUCACAGUGGAUAUGACUUUGGAUACCUCAUCAAGGUUCUCUCCAAUGCCAAGCUGCCUGAGGAAGAGAUCGAUUUCUUUGAGCUUGUCCGCUUGUACUUCCCAGUCAUUUACGAUGUCAAGUAUCUCAUGAAGAGCUGCAAAAUCCUCAAGGGUGGACUACAGGAAGUAGCUGAGCAACUGGAGCUCGAGAGGAUCGGACCACAGCAUCAAGCGGGCUCUGACUCUUUGCUCACAGGCAUGGCUUUCUUCAAGAUGAGGGAGAUGUUCUUUGAGGAUCAUAUUGAUGAUGCAAAGUACUGUGGCCAUCUGUACGGGCUUGGUUCCGGAUCCGCCUACGCCCAGAACGGAACGGGGAACGCUUAUGAAGAAGAAGCUAACAAGCAGCAGUCUUGACAUGACACUUGUACCACUCUGCGAUGGCCAGUGCGGCCCAGAGGUUGAGCUCGGACAACCAGAUGAUCAGAAUGGGGGAGUUGCUACAUUUAGCCAGCUGUUUUUCAUUGGUUCUGUUUGUCUUAGACAAUUGUUAUGAUUGCUAAUAGUGAAAAGUUCCACAGUUGGCUUCUCACACACAACAGUUGGGAUGGUGUGAGCUUCAUCUUUCACUCCUGCAAAGCAGUGCAGGCAUCUGGUUGGUUCAGUGUAAUUUAACAUGCUUGAAAAAAAUGGGAUUUUAGUUUUACUAAACUGUUCUAUAGAUUUGUUUUGCACUUUAAAGCUCUCACUUGAUUUUAUAUGGAAUGUGUCGAAUGUGUCUCUGCUCCUUGUUACUUUCUCUCCGUUCCCAUUUUGUUGUGAACAGGCAGCGCUCCCUUAAUGUUCUAACAUUUUGCCAAACUCAGCCUUAAGAAUACGACAUCCUUUUAAACAUUUUAAGUUGUUGUGCCAGAUACGAGAAAAGAUGCACGGUUAUAUGCCAAGAUACCACACUUUGCCAUAUUGCCUCAAAAUCAGAAAGGGAGCUCAUCAUGGCUCAUCUCUUUGCUUGUUUGAUUUGUUUCCAUCCAAACACCACAAUGUGUUAAUCCGUUAUAAUACAUUUUGGCAUGUGUGUAUCUGAGAAAUCUUAAGGUUGGAUUGGAUUUUGUGUGCACAUAAAUGCUAUUGAUAACUGUAGCAAAUGUUUGCAGACAUACUGUAUGCCCACGUGGUGUCACACUGGUCUCCAAAUUGAAAUGUUCAGAAAACUCACCUGAAGAAGUACAUGCAGAGUUUCUCCUGCUAAAACACUGUUGUGAGUACGUAUUCAUUUUAUUUGAAUUGAAGUUGCUUUUGUCGAGUUUUAAUGUUGUAAUAAAAGGAAAGCAAACAUCUUGUUACAAUUUACCAUGCAUACUUUUUGUUUGUUUUGGUGGAGUUCGUGUCAAACUGGCCUUGGUGUGAUAUUGUAUGUUGAUUUGGCUUUCCUAAUCGAAUCGUGCUGUGUCCACACCAUAGGAACACGAGUAUGCAAUUUGAUACGAGACAUUGUUUUGCAAACAAAAUCCCAAAUUGUUUCUAAUGAAAAGUUUCUUUGAAUCAAUUUCUGAAAAUUUGCAGAAUGACAUUGGAUAACAAGCCCUUAAUGUUAUUGUCAUAAAGGUUACACAAAAGAACAACAUGUCCACACUGCAUAUAAACGCACGGGCAGAAUAAAAACGCACGGGCAGAAUAAUAGAAAAAUAGAGCUUGACAAUGGAGCUUAAAGAAAAAGCUCAAAUUCUCCACAUUUGAGUGUGGCCCUACAGAUGUCAAUAAAUUGGAAUAUUGUCGAAAAAAGUUAAAUGCCGUGUGCAUUGAGUAGUUUUGGGAAAAGUCAAGUUAAGAAUGUUAGGUUUGAUUUGGUUUCACUCUGAAAUUUCAACCAAAAGCCAAAUCUCUGAGUGGUAUAGAUGUUUUUUUCAAUUACUCUUUUUCCAG
Molecule: messenger RNA, 2571 nt
Organism: Corythoichthys intestinalis (scribbled pipefish)
Lineage: Eukaryota; Metazoa; Chordata; Actinopteri; Syngnathiformes; Syngnathidae
Gene: cnot7
Product: CCR4-NOT transcription complex, subunit 7
Exons: 7
Coding region: 205-1065 (286 amino acids)
Cellular component (GO): CCR4-NOT core complex; CCR4-NOT complex; P-body
Molecular function (GO): poly(A)-specific ribonuclease activity; nucleic acid binding
Source: RefSeq, a predicted model, not a curated record